CACAAGGCCAUUGUUCGUCGUCGUCUUGUUCAACGAUCAAUCGGUGGAAGAAUUUUCUAAGGCUUCUCGUAUAUUCAAUAUGUCUUUUCCCGCUUGGUACGUUAUAUUUUUGCCUGGAAAUUAUCGUCAUAAUUAUUGUCACGAAAAGUCAAGAAAUUUGUUCAACGUUCGAUUCAACACCGAAAUGUUGGUGACGUGUCCUCACGACAAUAUCAUCCGAGAAUGGUAUUCUUUGAGGGACAAUCAAACUGAGACAUUAGAUUUGGCAAUAUUGAAACCUGAGGGUGCAUUCAGUUUAUUAACGAAUUUAUCGUUGCACUAUAGAAGAAAGAACAUGCACGGAUUAGUUCUCAAGACUGUUGUUGUCGAGGGUAGUCCGUAUAUCGAAGUAGAGAAAAAUGGAACCAUGAGUGGAUUAUUCGGGGAUGUAUUAACCGAGCUUAGUAAAAUAGCGAAUUUUACUUUGAAUACAGUUAAAUACGUGAAGGAGUAUGGCAGAUGGGACGAAGAAAACAAAAUUUGGACUGGUGCAGUCGGCGAGAUAGCGGCUGGUCGGGCCGAUAUUUCGAUUUCAGAAUUCUCCUUGACAAAUAACAGGCUCGAUAUAAUUGAUUAUAUCAUACCGAUCAUAGUUAGUCCCAUGCAUCUGUAUAUAAAGGAUCCAUUACUUUAUGACACCAAAUGGACUGGUUAUUUUAAAGUAUUCGAUUUGAAGGUUUGGAUAUUUAUUAUCGUAAUAAUAUCGAUAGCACCGUCACUCGUCAGUAUUUUGAAAAUGGUCGACAAUCCAGAACGAGGAACUCAUCGGAUCGUUUCAAUGAUUUUAGAAAAUUAUCUUGAAUUUUGGGGUAUCUUUUGUCAACAGGGUCUCGCUGAAUUUCCCUAUCGACUUUCGUUAAGAUUGGCGUACUUUUCGACCUUCCUUUCCGCCUUUGUCGUGUUCGCUGCUUAUUCCGGAACAUUGAUAUCAUUUUUAACAAAUAACUUUCGUAUUUUACCUUUCCAUUCACUCGAAGAACUCGUAAAUGACGGUACUUAUCAGGUCAUUGUUUACAAAGGUGGAUCCGAUUACGAUAUGUUUGCAUACGGCAAUGAUCAACUAUCGAAAAAGAUGAUGAAAAUUAUGAAGAAGGAAAAAGAAUUACCGAGCACAUUUUUGGAAGGAAUUUUACAGGUUUGCAACGAACAAAGAGUCACGUUUUUGACAAGCGUCGAAAUGGAAUUAUCAUUGCGAAUAAAGAAUAAUAAUUCUUUAUGCAACAUGGUCAGUAUAAACAGUGGACAAAUAAUUACUUUAGCGAUGAUAAUGACAAAAAAUAGUCCAUUUAUCGACUUGAUAAAUCAUUAUAUGAAUCAGCUUUUAUACAAUGGUGUCAUUAAUCGUCUCAAAAUUAAAAACAUGAAGAUAAUGAAAUACGAAGGGUCAACGUACGAGAGCGUUUCCUUUCAAUCUGUUUAUCCUGUUUUUGGUCUUCUGAAGAUUGGUUUUGCGAUAAGUAUUUGUAUAUUAAUUAUAGAGUUACUGUUUCAAAAGAUACAUAUUUCUUUUUACGAAAGAAGACACAUUCGUUCUAUGAAAAGGAUCGAUAAUGAUCUAAGAAAAUCGAAUCGAUUGAAUUAUCGAAAAGAGAAUUUUAUUUCAUGAUCACGUAGAAAGAUAAUUUUCUGUUUAAACAUUAACGUGGCCGAUAAGUAAUGUCACAAUUUUCCGAUAUAAAAAAAGAAAAAUAACACUCCAUAGUA
This is a messenger RNA of Vespula vulgaris, 1743 nucleotides long. RefSeq names its product glutamate receptor ionotropic, kainate glr-3-like. The transcript has 7 exons. Gene Ontology annotation, molecular function: glutamate-gated receptor activity. Gene Ontology annotation, cellular component: membrane. NCBI's taxonomy places the organism in Eukaryota, Metazoa, Arthropoda, Insecta, Hymenoptera, Vespidae. The record is from RefSeq and is a predicted model, not a curated record. The coding region runs from base 80 to 1645 and encodes 521 amino acids.